AUGGCCAGUGAUAUUACUGAUUCUAAAACUGAAGAACCUCAGGGCUCAGGGCAAAUUUUGGAAGAAUGGAGACAAUAUUAUGAGAUUAUUUCGGAAUUAAAACUUGCAAACAUAACAAAGAUCCUGGAUAUCAGAGGAAAUCAUGGCCGCGUAAAUUCACAAAGCUACAUGUACAUUCAUCAGAAGCCCUUUGGAAAAUAUUCUUUCAUUGGAAUAGAUGCCUGCAUAAAUCCAGGGCUUAAGCGCCCGUUGAAUAACUUUGGAGUACUAAAUGUCCAAACAAUUAAGCUCCUUCACUUGUUUUCUCAACGCUCCAUGGGUAGCAAUCAUACUUUCUGGUUUGGACAUUACCCGACUUCUACCAUCGUAUCUCAAGGUUUUGAUCUUCGCUCCCUAAUAGGUAGCCUUCUCUGA
Molecule: messenger RNA, 414 nt
Organism: Protopolystoma xenopodis
Lineage: Eukaryota; Metazoa; Platyhelminthes; Monogenea; Polystomatidea; Polystomatidae
Source: the annotation of a GenBank genome assembly